GUUCAUCAAGAUCUGAAACUUCAGAACAUUCUUGUGAAAAGGCCUCUCAGUGGAGAUAAGGACAUGAUUGACAUCAAGGUGUCAGACUUUGGCUUAUCAGAAAAGAUGGGUGGUACUGGGAUUGAGAAUAUGCUGUCAGGCACCCGUGGAACUCUUAUGUACAUGGCACCUGAAAAGAUGAAAGAACAGCCUUUCAGCAAGCAGUGUGAUUUGUGGAGCAUAGGAGUCAUUAUGUACAUGUUACUAUGUGGGGAGCCACCGUAUCGAUCCACUCAAAAGGAACCGCUACUUAAGGAGAUAAGUGAGCAAAAAGUCAAAUUUACUCAUUCCAUCUGGAACACAGUCAGUGAUGAAGCAAAAAAUAUUUUGACUUCCCUUCUGAAGGAAGACCCUGGGGACCGCUUAUCAGCUGGUCAGCUACUGGACAGCCCAUGGAUUACAGGUGAGAAUCGUAUGUUGGCAAUGCAGCCCAAUUCAGUGGUGAUGAUGAACCAGGAGCUCUUUUAUCUUUCUAUCUUUUGCCUCCUCUAG
This is a messenger RNA of Thalassophryne amazonica, 531 nucleotides long. Its product is annotated as serine/threonine-protein kinase 33-like. The coding region runs from base 64 to 531 and encodes 155 amino acids. Gene Ontology annotation, biological process: protein phosphorylation. The transcript has 6 exons. The record is from RefSeq and is a predicted model, not a curated record. Lineage: Eukaryota; Metazoa; Chordata; Actinopteri; Batrachoidiformes; Batrachoididae. Gene Ontology annotation, molecular function: protein kinase activity; ATP binding.